Pichia kudriavzevii is the source of this 2568-nucleotide messenger RNA. RefSeq lists its product as uncharacterized. The record is from RefSeq and is a predicted model, not a curated record. The transcript has a single exon. Gene Ontology annotation, molecular function: mannosyl-oligosaccharide 1,2-alpha-mannosidase activity; calcium ion binding. Gene Ontology annotation, cellular component: endoplasmic reticulum; membrane. NCBI's taxonomy places the organism in Eukaryota, Fungi, Ascomycota, Pichiomycetes, Pichiales, Pichiaceae. Bases 1 to 2568 code for a protein of 855 amino acids. Gene Ontology annotation, biological process: endoplasmic reticulum mannose trimming; mannose trimming involved in glycoprotein ERAD pathway; carbohydrate metabolic process.
AUGAGUAGUGGUUCAUAUCCAUUGGUUUGGCCUAUUCUGCUACUUUUGCCAUUAUUGACUUCCGUUUAUUGUGCAGAUUAUAACGCCGAAUACUUUCAGAAAUACACCUACAAAUCAAAAUACAAUGAUUCUGCAAUUUUCCAAUCAACAUACACGAAAAAACAUUUAUCAGUACUGAAAAAUGAAACAAGAGAUCUUUUUGAAUAUGCAUGGGAUAAAUAUAUGGAGUUUGGAUUUCCGUAUGAUGAAGUGCGUCCAUUAGAUUGUAAACCUAAUAAACGAGAUUCACAAAACAAAUUCAAUACUGUUAAAAACGAUGCCAUGGGUAAUUAUUCUGCAACUUUAUUUGAUUCAAUGGACACGUUUAUUAUAAUGGGUAAUAAGGAUAAGUUUGCAGAGAUCCUUGAACUUAUCAAGGAAACAUACAAAGAUUUUGAGAUUGAUUCUACAAUCCAAGUCUUUGAAACCAACAUCAGAAUUUUAGGUUCAUUAUUAAGCGCACACCUAUAUGCAAUUGAUCCACGUCGGGGGUUUACAAUCGAUGGAUAUGAUGGGUUUUUGUUGAAGUUAGCUUAUGAUUUAGGUAAAAGGUUAAUAGUAACAUUUCAACAUGAGAAUGAUGAAUAUUAUUCAGGAGAUGAAUAUCUAAAAUAUUUUGUUUUCAACUAUCCAAGAACAAACCUAAAGUAUGGUCCAAAAAUUGAUACCAAGUUAAAAGUUGAACAAUGUACAGCUGGGGCAACUACCCUAACACUAGAAUUUGGACUUUUGUCUAGAUUAACUAAUGAUACAAUAUUCGAAGAUAUAUCCAGGCGUACGGUUCUUGACUUUUGGUCACGCCGUACCAAACUAGACUUGAUACCAUGGGGGUUUGAUACCUCCUUGAGAGCUUUUGAUGAUCCCACAACAGGGAUUGGAGCUUCUAUCGACUCCUUCUACGAAUAUGCGCUAAAAUAUUCAAUUUUGUUCAACGAUGAUCUCUUUUACGAUAUCUGGCUAAAUUCGUAUAGUGCGUUAUUAACCCAUUCCCAAAACAACGAUGGCAUUUUUGCUAAUUUGAAUGCUAACAAUGGAUUAGCAACUUCUGAAUGGAUUGAUAGUCUGAGUGCCUUUUUCCCCGGAUUGCAGGUUUUGAGCGGGGAUUUAGACAACGCCCAGAAGCUGCAUAAAGUUUAUUUCAAACUUUGGAAUAAUUAUGGUGCUAUACCUGAAAGGUGGAAUUUUAUGCCAUUUAGAUCAGAGACUUAUUUCAGCCACUUAACAAGAGGGUAUAAAGAUGGAGAUCUAAUACCCGGAUUGGAUGACGCUAUGACUAAUGUAGUUUUGCUCAAAAAUUCAAUUGGCUUGGAAUGGUACCCAUUGAGACCAGAAUUCAUUGAAUCUACGUAUCAUUUAUAUCGAGCAACCAAAGAUCCAUUUUACUUGAGGAUUGGCGAAGAUUUCCUAGAGAGACUUAGAGAGCAUUCCAUUGCUCCAUGUGGGUUUACUGGGUCAUUGGAUAUAACAACUGAUAAACCACAUACAAGGGAGGAAAGUUUUGUCCUCAGUGAAACCUUAAAAUACCUAUAUCUACUCUUUGAUGUUGAAAAUAAAGUUCAGCAAGGUAAUACGGUUUUCACCACUGAAGGACACCCAUUUUGGUACGACAAGAGUCUUAAUUUGUAUAAUCCCCUAGCUGCAUCGAGCUUAGAAGAAAUGAAUAAGUGGGAUGAGAAGACUGUUCAAGCAAAUGAGGGGAUAUUGAACAAAUUCUUCCACCAGGAGACAUUUAACUUGAAUAGGGAGUUUAGCAGAUUAAGGGAGAAGUUUUAUGCAAAUAUCGACAAAGUGGACCCUAUAAUUCAUAGGAUUUCCGAUUUCUAUUCCACCAUUCCCACAGAAGAUGGAGGUAUUGAGAGAAACUAUGGAAAGCGUUUAAGAGUCACUGAGCGAGAAUAUUGGAGCUUCAAGAACCACGAUCAAACCCGGAUGGAAUCGAUGCUUAGUAAUCAGUUGAAAGGAGAAAAUCUAAAGAUUGUCAAGGAUUAUCUAGGGUUGAAUACCUGUCAAUUGCCACAAGUGUCACCAUUUAUUCAAUCGGCGCUGCUAAGUGAAGAUAAAGAGUUUUACAGACUGGACUGGGUGUAUGCAAUGACGCUAAGAAGGCCACCCUAUAUGCCAAACGGUAGAGAACUAGAGGUUGAAGAAGGAUUUUAUCAAAGGUUUGUAGAUGGUUACUCUACUUGUGACGUUGAAGAACAUAGCCAAGUAUGGGAGCUAUUGAUUUCCAGCGACGAUACAUUCAACGUCUCUCCAAUAUACAGAUUCAACUACAGCGACGAUAUAUAUCUGCCCGAAUUGGAAGGUCUGCGUAUCCAGUUAAAGCAAUUGCAGAAACAGAGUGACAACAAUAGGAGUGUGGUGCACGUGACAAAACUGAAUGGGAAAAAUAUCCCAAUAGGAGGAAAUGUAUGGAUAUCACCCACGGCAGUUCUUCUAUCCAACAGAGACAACAUUUCUCUCACUGAAGAUUCGUGCAUUGUCAUGGAUGGACAUGUAGUUGACAACAUGUGUCUUUUGUACCUGUAA